Molecule: messenger RNA, 2589 nt
Organism: Penicillium argentinense
Lineage: Eukaryota; Fungi; Ascomycota; Eurotiomycetes; Eurotiales; Aspergillaceae
Product: beta-glucosidase
Exons: 5
Coding region: 1-2589 (862 amino acids)
Biological process (GO): glucan catabolic process
Molecular function (GO): beta-glucosidase activity
Source: RefSeq, a predicted model, not a curated record
AUGAAGCUCGGGUUGCUCGAAGCCGCCGUCUUGACGGCCGCCUCGGCCGCCACUGCGUCGGACCUGGCAUACUCGCCCCCGUACUAUCCGUCCCCGUGGAUGACCGGCGAGGGCGACUGGGCCGAGGCCUACCGCCGCGCCGUCGACUUCGUCUCCAACCUCACACUGGCUGAAAAGGUCAACUUGACCACUGGUGCGGGCUGGGAGCAAGAACGCUGCGUCGGGGAGACGGGUGGUAUUCCCCGACUGGGAAUGUGGGGCAUGUGCUUGCAAGACUCGCCCCUGGGCAUCCGCGACAGUGACUACAACUCCGGUUUCGCCGCGGGCGUCAAUGUUGCCGCCACAUGGGACAAGAGACUCGCCUACCAGCGUGGUCUGGCGAUGGGCGAGGAGCACCGCGACAAGGGUGUCGAUGUGCAGCUCGGUCCUGUGGCCGGCCCACUGGGACGAAGCCCCGAUGGCGGCCGUGGCUGGGAAGGGUUCUCGCCUGAUCCUGUCCUCACCGGUGUUAUGAUGGCGGAGACUAUCAAGGGUAUUCAGGAUGCUGGUGUCAUUGCUUGCGCCAAGCACUAUAUCGGAAACGAGCAGGAACACUUCCGCCAGUCGGGCGAGGCUCAGGGCUAUGGGUACAACAUCACUGAGAGUGUGAGCUCCAACAUCGACGACAAGACUAUGCACGAACUGUACCUCUGGCCCUUUGUCGACUCUAUCCGCGCCGGUGUCGGCUCUGUCAUGUGCUCGUACAAUCAGAUCAACAACAGCUAUGGAUGCCAGAACAGCGAGACCUUGAACAGGUUGCUCAAGGCUGAGCUGGGUUUCCAGGGCUUCGUCAUGUCGGAUUGGGGUGCGCACCAUAGCGGUGUCAGCGCUACCCUUGCUGGUCUGGAUAUGUCCAUGCCCGGUGAUGUCAUCCUCGGUAGCCCGUACUCCUUCUGGGGCACGAACCUGACCAUCUCCGUGCUGAACGGUACCGUCCCCGAAUGGCGUAUCGACGAUAUGGCCGUCCGCAUCAUGUCGGCCUACUACAAGGUCGGCCGUGACCGUGUCCGUGUCCCUCCCAACUUCAGCUCCUGGACUCGUGAUGAGUAUGGCUUUGAGCACUUCAUGGUCAGCGAGAACUACAUCAAGCUCAACGAGCGCGUCAAUGUCCAGCGCGACCACGCCGCGGGUAUCCGCAAGCUUGGCUCUGACAGCACCGUUCUGCUGAAGAACAAGGGUGCUCUGCCCUUGACUCACAAUGAGAAGUUCGUUGGUAUUCUGGGUGAGGAUGCUGGUUCCAACCCUGCUGGCGCUAAUGGCUGUGCGGACCGUGGUUGCGAUGACGGCACCCUUGCUAUGGGCUGGGGUAGUGGUACUGCUAACUUCCCUUACCUGAUUACCCCCGAGCAAGCCAUUCAGAACGAGGUUCUGAACUAUGGCAAUGGCCAGACAAAUGUGUUUGCCGUGACCAACAACACCAACACGGAGCAGAUUGCUGCCAUUGCUGCGCAGUCGAGCGUCGCUCUCGUCUUCGUAAACGCCGACUCCGGCGAAGGCUUCAUCAAUGUCGACGGCAACGAGGGUGACCGCAAGAACCUAACCCUCUGGAAGAACGGCGAACACCUCAUCAAAACAGCUGCGGCAAACUGCAACAACACCGUCGUCAUCAUGCACACCCCCGGCGCCGUCCUAAUCAGCGACUGGUACGAGCACGACAACAUCACCGCCAUCCUCUGGGCCGGUCUACCGGGCCAAGAAAGCGGCCGCAGUAUCACAGACAUUCUCUACGGGCGCGUGAACCCAGGCGGCAAAACACCCUUCACCUGGGGAAAGACUCGCAAAGACUACGGCGCACCGCUCCUCACACAACCCAACAACGGCCAUGGUGCGCCGCAGCAAGACUUCACAGAGGGAGUCUUCAUCGACUACCGCCGCUUCGACAAGGAGCAGGAAGAGCCUGUCUACGAAUUCGGGUACGGACUCAGCUACACGAAUUUCGAAUUCAGCGAUCUGCACAUCAAGUCCCUUAACGCAGACAAGUAUGUCCCGACAACGGGGACAACCAAGCCUGCCCCCGUCUUCGGCAAAAUCGGCCAGGCAUCCGACUAUCUCUUCCCGAAGGGCAUCCACCGUGUCACCCAAUACCUCUACCCCUACCUGAACAGCACAAACCUCAAGUCCUCCUCCGGCGACCCCUACUACGGCGCUAAGACAGAGGAGUACAUCCCCGCCGGCGCAACCAACGGCUCCGCGCAAACCCGCCUCCCAUCCAGCGGUGCCAACGGCGGUAAUGCGGGUCUCUUCGAGGAUCUGUACCAGGUUACCGUGACAAUUACCAACACCGGCUCUGUGCAGGGCGACGAAGUUCCCCAGUUGUACGUUAGUCUGGGCGGGGAGAAUAACCCCGUUAAGGUCCUGCGUGCGUUUGACAGGAUCACCAUUGCGCCUGGCCAGAAGGCACAGUGGACUACUACUCUUACCCGCCGCGAUUUGUCGAGUUGGGAUGUUGCAAAACAGAAUUGGGUAGUUACUCCUGCGCAGAAGAAGGUGUAUGUUGGAAAUUCGUCGCGGAGACUUCCGCUUGAGUCGGAGUUGCCCGCUUCGAAAUGA